This is a messenger RNA of Cyphomyrmex costatus, 1601 nucleotides long. It is a transcript of the gene Smox, whose product is annotated as Smad on X. The coding region runs from base 168 to 1601 and encodes 477 amino acids. Gene Ontology annotation, molecular function: DNA-binding transcription factor activity, RNA polymerase II-specific; RNA polymerase II cis-regulatory region sequence-specific DNA binding; I-SMAD binding. Gene Ontology annotation, biological process: SMAD protein signal transduction; positive regulation of transcription by RNA polymerase II; cell differentiation. Gene Ontology annotation, cellular component: heteromeric SMAD protein complex. The transcript has 6 exons. The record is from RefSeq and is a predicted model, not a curated record. NCBI's taxonomy places the organism in Eukaryota, Metazoa, Arthropoda, Insecta, Hymenoptera, Formicidae.
GAUCCGUGUGUUUCUCCAGCAGUCCAGUCGGGCUAGCUAGGGCGACCUGGGGAGCUUGGAGUGACUGGAGGCGCCGUGCGGCAAACGACCGUGAACGGUUCGUACGCGUACAAGACAAGCCGUCGGAGCGGCCCCGAUGCGGGUUGCGCGUGCUCGUCUCAGGGCAAAUGAUGACUUCGAUGCUGCCCAGUUUUAACCCGCCUAUCGUCAAGCGGCUGCUGGGUUGGAAGAAGGCCGAGAGCGAGGACAAAUGGAGCGAGAAGGCCGUUAAGAGCCUGGUGAAGAAGCUCAAGAAGUCCGCGGGCCUCGAGGAGCUCGAGAAGGCCAUCACGACGCAGAGCUGCAACACUAAGUGCAUCACUAUACCAAGGCCUAGCCCGGGCGGUGUGGGCGACAACGGCGUUCAAGGUGUUCGCGGCAAGGGUCUGCCGCACGUGAUUUACUGCCGACUUUGGCGUUGGCCGGACCUACAGUCGCACCACGAGUUGAGGGCGAUCGAGCACUGCGAGUACGCCUUCACCCAGAAGCGCGACGAGGUCUGCGUAAAUCCUUACCAUUAUCAACGAAUACAAACGCCAGUUUUGCCAGCCAUUCUCGUGCCGCGACACAACCUAGCCAACGACGAGAACACCGUCCUCUACAACACCUCCCUCGAGGAACUCAGCGUCAGCGUGCCGGAGAACACGAGCUUCCACGCAACGUUGAAUCACCAGCACAAUCAACAGCAGGGCAUACCGCAGUCCCCGCAGCAACAACAGCAGCAACAACCAAAUAAUCCGUACCAAGGAAUGCAGAGCAUGCAGGCAACGAGUCCGGCGAGCGUCGGGAGCCUGGGAAGCGUGCAAGGCUCGCCUCAUCCCGCUCCAGGAUCUAUGGAUCCGCCAGCAGAUACGCCGCCACCGGGCUACAUCAGCGAGGAUGGCGACAAUAUGGACCACAACGAUAACAUGUCCCUGUCACGCUUGUCACCCAGUCCUGUAGACGCGCAGCCAGUUAUGUAUUGCGAGCCCGCGUUUUGGUGUUCAAUUAGUUAUUACGAAUUAAACACGAGAGUAGGCGAGACGUUUCACGCGUCCCAGCCGAGUAUAACCGUGGAUGGCUUUACCGAUCCAAGCAACUCGGAACGCUUUUGCCUCGGAUUACUGUCCAAUGUGAAUCGCAACUCGGUGGUCGAGCAGACCAGGAGACACAUUGGUAAAGGUGUUAGAUUGUACUACAUUGGUGGUGAAGUGUUCGCCGAAUGUCUGUCUGAUUCGAGUAUCUUCGUACAAAGUCCGAAUUGCAAUCAACGUUAUGGCUGGCAUCCGGCUACCGUUUGCAAAAUACCGCCAGGAUGCAAUCUGAAGAUCUUCAACAACCAGGAAUUCGCGGCGUUGCUAUCGCAGUCGGUGUCACAGGGUUUCGAAGCAGUGUACCAGCUGACGCGUAUGUGCACGAUCCGAAUGAGUUUCGUGAAGGGCUGGGGCGCGGAAUAUCGCCGGCAGACAGUCACCUCAACUCCCUGCUGGAUCGAGCUGCAUUUAAACGGACCGUUGCAGUGGCUCGACAGAGUACUCACGCAGAUGGGCUCGCCUCGCCUACCCUGUUCCUCGAUGUCCUAA